GAAUGCCAGAACGCUGUGUGAACGCAGGCAACUGUAACACAGAUUACAGUCUGUGGCUCAAUGGUUCUCACCCUCAGAUAGAGGAUGGAGAGGUGAUCAUGGAGGUCUGUGCUAGCACAUUGUAUGACUGCUGCUAUUUCGAAUCAAUACCCAUCAGAGUCAAAGCUUGCCCAGGCGAUUACUAUGUCUAUGAACUUGUGAAUCCACAGUAUGGGUGUUCAGGAUACUGCACAGAUAUCAGCACAAUAUCCCUGACAACUUCCACUUCAGCUCCAUCUACGUUUAGUGGAUCCAGCCUUUCCAUGU
Molecule: messenger RNA, 306 nt
Organism: Sinocyclocheilus rhinocerous
Lineage: Eukaryota; Metazoa; Chordata; Actinopteri; Cypriniformes; Cyprinidae
Product: pancreatic secretory granule membrane major glycoprotein GP2-like
Exons: 2
Source: RefSeq, a predicted model, not a curated record